CUUCGGCCAGGCAUCCUCUAGCACGCGUCCUCUUGAACCUCACUUCAUCUCCCACUCCCAAUCCUCUAUUCUCCGCAUCAUAUCUUCUUUGCUGUGACUUUUGUUAUUUUCUGCUUUAUAGUUACCUUUUUUUCAGCGGAUCGCUCUCCAUUGCCGCCAACAUGUCCGGCUACGACAGACAUAUUACGAUCUUCUCGGACCAAGGACGUCUGUACCAAGUCGAAUAUGCAUUCAAGGCCAUCACUUCGGCAAAUAUCACCUCGAUGGGCAUCAGGGGGAAAGACUGCGCUGUCGUGCUGUCGCAGAAGAAAGUCGCUGAUAAACUGAUCGACCCGUCGUCUGUAUCCCACGUCUUCCGACUGUCCCCCUCGGUGGGAUGCGUCAUGACCGGUUCCAUAGCGGAUGCCAGAGCCAGCGUCGACCGUGCUCGUGGUGAGGCGGCUGAGUUCCGAUAUAAGUAUGGGUACGAGAUGCCGUGCGAUGUUCUGGCCAAGCGAAUUGCCAAUAUCAACCAGGUGUACACCCAGAGGGCCUACAUGCGUCCGCUAGGCGUUGCUACGACUCUGAUCUCGGUCGAUGACGAGAAGGGCCCGCAGCUUUACAAGUGCGACCCCGCUGGCUACUACGUCGGAUACAAGGGCACCGCGGCGGGUCCCAAGCAGCAGGAAGCGCUCAACCACCUGGAGAAGAAGCUGAAGAACAAGGACUGCGCCGAGGGCAGCUGGGAGGAAGUGGUGGAGCUGGGGAUCACCGCCCUGAGCACCGUGCUCAGCGACGGCCAGGAAGGGAGAGAUCCCGGGUUCCGAGCUCUAACGGAGGAAGAGAUCGAGGAACGGUUGCAGGCUAUUAGCGAGAAGGAUUGAGGGAAACGAGGUGCGGGGGUUAAGGAAUCUGAUUUGAAUUGAUGAUUGGAGUAACGCAGUCGCAUGGCUGUCUAGACGCAGAUAACCUAUGAACAUCACUUGCCUCCUUCGGUUUUCACCGGGGAUGAUAAUUGCUGGAUCUGUUUUUACUUCCCACCCUUUCUUUUUCUUUCUGUUUCUAUUUCUGCGU
Molecule: messenger RNA, 1053 nt
Organism: Aspergillus campestris IBT 28561
Lineage: Eukaryota; Fungi; Ascomycota; Eurotiomycetes; Eurotiales; Aspergillaceae
Gene: prs2
Product: proteasome core particle subunit alpha 1
Exons: 6
Coding region: 162-863 (233 amino acids)
Biological process (GO): ubiquitin-dependent protein catabolic process
Cellular component (GO): cytosol; nucleus; proteasome core complex
Source: RefSeq, a predicted model, not a curated record